Molecule: messenger RNA, 6543 nt
Organism: Salmo salar (Atlantic salmon)
Lineage: Eukaryota; Metazoa; Chordata; Actinopteri; Salmoniformes; Salmonidae
Source: RefSeq, a predicted model, not a curated record
CUGCAACCCAGCGACACCCAGGAUCAGUUAGCCUAAACACAACAGCUUGCUUUGGACGGGGGGACGGACGGGAGUCAGCGUACAGCGUCGCCGCCAACUGUACGUUGCACUUCCCGGUUAAUUUUAUCCGUCGCGGUCGAGGGUAUACAGUACACUCCCAUUUCUCCUUCCUCCCAGACCGUGCGCUCUUUCUCUUCCUAAUCUUGUACUUUUCACUACUUCAGUGCUGCCACGGCGAGGAGAGGAGAGGAGGCUUUCCAACCGACGUUUAUCUACACCUCGGAAGGCGAGUGAAGGGGGACACCCUCUUGUCUAUACGUUUAUACGUUACCGUGCUGGUAACGGACCACGCACUGCUCACGACCACGGUAUUCCCGGCUCGGUUGGCACGGGUUAUUAGGACCUAGGACAUAUAAUCUCCAAGCAUUGUGGACCAACCGUUCCAGUUGUAGUAGUGAGCAGCGGGAGUUUGAUCAGAGAGGCACGGUACCCUGGUUUCUAUCCGGAGCUUGUCCCUCUGCUCGCUCACAGGCAGACAUGGAAGAUGGUCCGUCUUCGACCAGCUGUUUUCGAAGGAUCACGGACUGUUUUCUGGGAUCAAGUCUGACGGAUGACCAAGUGAAGGCGUAUCUCUCCCUUCACCCUCAGAUGCUGGAUGAGUUUGUAUCGGAGAGCGUGAGUUCAGAGACUCUGGACAGAUGGCACAAGAGGAAGAGCAGCGGUAGUCUGCCUGCAGAUGACACGUCAUCAGCUAAAGAAGGCAGCAGGCAGUACCAGGACAGUAACAUGCAGAAGGUGGUGCAUGACCUCACCAGUUGUCUGGAACAGCGUCUGGACACUGAGGGAGACACAAAGCUGCUGCUCUAUGACCUGUGUACCAUCAUCAAAACAGCCACAAAAGCAGAUGGAUUUGCCCUUUAUUUCAUGGGAGAAUGUAACAAUAGUGUGUGUUUGUUUAAACCGACGGUGGCUGAGGACGGUCCUCCCACCCUCAUCCCAGCUGGCCCGAUCACGUUUGGAACCACCAUCGCCGCACACGUGGCCACAACACGUAAAACACUGCUAGUAGAGGACAUCACAGGGGACCAGCGUUUCCCAGAAGGCACAGGUCAGGACUCAGACUCAGGGAUUCAUGUUCACUCUGUCCUGUGCCUCCCCAUCCUCACGGCCAUUGGUGACCUCAUAGCUAUCCUGGAGCUGCAUCGGCACUGGGGCAACGAGCCCUUCAAUACCAGCAACCAGGAGGUUGCAACGGCGAGUUUAGCAUGGGCAUCUGUAGCUAUUCACCAAGUACAGGUGUGCAGAGGCCUAGCCAAACAGACUGAGCUCAAUGACUUCCUACUAGAAGUGUCAAAAACGUACUUUGACAACAUUGUGGCAAUAGAUUCUCUACUUGAACAUAUAAUGAUAUAUGCAAAAAACCUGGUGAAUGCAGAUAGAUGUGCACUAUUCCAGGUGGACCACAAUAACAAUGAACUGUACUCAGACCUGUUUGACAUCGGGGAGGAGAACGAAGGCAAACCUGUCUUCAGGAAAACCAAAGAGAUUAGGUUUUCUAUAGAGAAAGGUAUAGCGGGCCAAGUAGCACGGACGGGGGAGGUCCUUAACAUCCCAGAUGCCUAUGCAGACCCACGCUUUAACAGAGAGGUGGACCUCUAUACGGGAUACACCACGCGGAACAUCCUAUGCAUGCCCAUCGUUUCCAGGGGGACCGUAAUAGGGGUCGUACAGAUGGUUAACAAGCUGAGUGGAAGUGCCUUCACCAAAACAGACGAGAACAACUUCAAGAUGUUCGCUGUCUUCUGUGCUCUAGCCUUACACUGUGCCAACAUGUACCACCGGAUCAGGCACUCUGAGUGUAUCUACAGGGUAACCAUGGAGAAGUUGUCCUACCACAGUAUCUGUACAUCAGAGGAGUGGAAGACCCUCACACAGCUGGACCUGCCUACGCCCCUAUACAAAGAGAUAGAUCUGUUUCAUUUUGACAUUAGUCAGUUUGAGGAGCUGUGGCCGGCUGUCUUUGUUUACAUGGUCCAUAACUCAUGUGGAGAGACCAGUUUUGAGUUGGAGAAGUUGUGCAGGUUCACAAUGUCUGUGAGGAAGAAUUAUCGGCGUGUUCCCUACCACAACUGGAAACACGCGGUGAACGUGGCUCACUGUAUGUACGCCAUACUGCAGAAGACCACUGGUAUCUUCACUGAGAUAGAGAAGAAGGGUCUGCUGAUAGCCUGUCUAUGUCAUGACCUGGACCAUCGAGGAUACAGUAACACCUACCUGCAGAAGUUUGACCAUCCUCUAGCUGCCCUGUACAGCACAUCAACUAUGGAGCAGCACCACUUCUCCCAGACUGUAUCCAUCCUCCAGCUGGAAGGGCACAAUAUUUUCUCCAACCUGACUUCCAGUGAGUACGAGCAAGUUCUAGAGGUCAUCCACAAGGCCAUCAUCGCUACAGAUCUGGCGCUCUACUUCGGCAACCGCAAACAGCUAGCUGAACUACUGAGCACGGGAGCACUGGACCUGAACAACCACCAACACAGGGACCGUGUGAUUGGUCUGAUGAUGACAGCAUGUGACCUGUGUUCCGUUACCAAGCUGUGGCCAAUCACGCGACUCACAGCCAAUGAUAUCUACGCUGAGUUCUGGGCCGAGGGGGAUGAGAUGAAGAAGAUAGGUAUGCAGCCCAUCCCUAUGCUGGACAGAGAUAAGAAGGAAGAGGUUCCUCAGGGGCAGGUGGGGUUCUACAAUGCUGUUGCACUCCCAUGUUAUACUACCUUAUCUGAGCUCUUCCCCCCUUCUGGUCCUCUUCUACAAGCCUGCAAGGAGAACCUUGGCCAGUGGGAGAAGAUAGUGAAUGGAGAGGAGGAGGACAGUGGAGUGAGAGGAGUGUGGGCUCCAUCAGAACCUGUUGACCCCAGGGCAGAGCCUGUUGACCCCAGGGCAGAGCCUGUUGACCCCAGGGCAGAGCCUGUUGACCCCAGGGUAGAGCCUGUUGACCCCAGGGCAGAGCCUGUUAACCCCAGGGCAGAGCCUGUUGACCCUAGGGCAGAGCCUGUUGACCCCAGGGCAGAGCCUGUUGACCCCAGGGUAGAGUCUGUUGACCCCAGGGUAGAGUCUGUUGACCCCAGGGUAGAGCCUGUUGACCCCAGGGCAGAGCCUGUUGACCCCAGGGUAGAGCCAGUUGACCCCAGGGCAGAGCCUGUUGACCCCAGGGUAGCGUUUGUUGACCCCAGGGUAGCGUUUGUUGACCCCAGGGCAGAGCCUGUUGACCCCAGGGCAGAGCCUGUUGACCCCAGGGUAGAGCCUGUUGACCCCAGGGUAGAGUCUGUUGACCCCAGGGUAGAGCCCAGCACGGAGGAACCAUCGAACCCUGACUCAGGCCCUGUGAAGGUGGACAACUGACUGGUAGUGAAGCCACUGCUCGCCCUCACUACCACGCAAGUCAAUACGCCCUCACUACCACACGCCCUCAACAUGUUCCCUGCCAGCAGGUGUGUGUACUUCCUGUCUGGACUUCCUGUGUCAGCGACUCAAUUCCUUCUGCAGCAGGAAGGGGCGGGAAACAUGCGUAGGGACGAGGGAAGGUGAUUGGUGGAUUUACUAACAAGGGGAUACUUUUCAGAAACACACAGUUACCUCAUUGGGUGAGGGAAGAGAGAGGAGGUAACACUGAGGGCGUCACCACUCCUAUAGACACGGACGGAGGACAGCAGGGAUGUGUUCAUUAAGCACCAAACGCAAGCAAACUGGCCCGAAACAGGGAGAGACUACCUGGACUGGUCCAAUAAGAAACAGUUGUUUUACGACUUCCGUUGAAAAAUGUUUUGCUACGGUAUGCACUGAUGAAUACAGCUGUGGGGGAUUCGGCACCAGUCACCUGGUCCACCAGUCACCUGAUCCACCAGUCACCUGAUCCACCUGAUCCAUCAACCACCUGAUCCACCAAUCACCUGAUCCACCUGGUCCACCAGUCACCUGAUCCACCAACCACCUGAUCCACCAAUCACCUGAUCCACCAGUCACCUGAUCCACCUGAUCCACCAACCACCUGAUCCACCAGUCACCUGAUCCACCAAUCACCUGAUCCACCAAUCACCUGAUCCACCAACCACCUGAUCCACCAAUCACCUGAUCCACCAAUCACCUGAUCCACCUGGUCCCCUCCACUGGAACCAGUCACCUGGUCCCCUCCACUGGAACCAAUCACCUGGUCCACUCCACUGGAACCAAUCACCUGGUCCACUCCACUGCUUGGGAACCAGUCACCUGAUCCCAUCCACUGCUUGGGAACCAGUCACCUGGUCCACUCCACUGGAACCAAUCACCUGGUCCACUCCACUGGAACCAAUCACCUGGUCCACUCCACUGGAACCAGUCACCUGGUCCACUCCACUGCUUGGGAACCAGUCACCUGGUCCACUCCACUGGAACCAGUCACCUGGUCCACUCCACUGCUUGGGAACCAGUCACCUGGUCCCAUCCACUGGAACCAGUCACCUGAUCCCAUCCACUGCUUGGGAACCAGUCACCUGGUCCCCUCCACUGGAACCAGUCACCUGGUCCACUCCACUGGAACCAGUCCAGACCUGUCUGAAUGGAUCUGUAUGUCUGCGUUUUAGUUUUUAUUUGAUUUUAAUGUUAAUCCAAUUUUUUUGUGUAUUUUGGCUGGUUUGUUUUAUGUUCUGGAAUUUGCAGAGGCCUUAGUCUUUACACUCUAAACCUUUAUAAAAAGGCAGGAGUUGACAUGUGGACUUGUUUGUCGGUUCUGACUUUAUGAAACGGUACCCUAUCUCCUAAAGCACUACUUUUGACCAGGGCCCAAAUUAACUAAAACCAAUUCCUCAUAACUCGCGGACAUUUUCCAAAUGAUCCCCCUGUAGGACCUGGUCAAAAGUAGUGCACUCUAUAGGAGAUAUGAUACCAUUUGGGGUUGCAGCCUAUUGAAAUGGUACUGUUUGUUUGCUUGCUGUAGUAGACUGACUGACUUAUCGCAUGCCAAACUACUUGGAAGGAUGUUGUUGGUUCUAAAAAGAGAGAAAAGAAGCCUCUAGAAUGUCUUCUAGAAUGUUCUAGAAUGUUUUUUGUCACUGUGAGCAAAAAAAUAAUAAUGUUUUAGCAGUACUUGAAUGAAGACAUACAGAAUAUACAUAUUAUUCUUUUCAGAGAUGGCAAAACAGAGCACAAAUCCCCUCACGGCGUCUUAUUAUCAAAUCACAGACAGACAAAGUGUGACCCAGCGGGGCUGAGUUAGAUAAUGUUAACACUUAGCUAGCCGUGUCACACGAAAGUCACAAUGUUCCAUGCAGAAAGGGCCCCUAGACCUGGGUUCAAACAACAUUUAAAAUAAUUUAAAAUACUUUAUCUGGGCUUGAUUGAGCUUGCCUGGCAUAAUGGAAUGAAUAGAGGAGUUGUGAGUUUAAACCCCGCCCAUCUAUGCAGACUAAAGCAAUCACUAAAAGUAUUUGAAAGAUUUCAAAUAGUCUUUGAACCCAGGUCUGCACCCCACCACCAUGCUGCCAGCCACUGGUGUUGCCACAGGAACCUGCUGCUGACUACAAGUCAGUCUUUUGUCUGAUUAUCAGAGCCCAGAGCCAUGGGAAAUCAGUCUUUAGGUUCUAGAACACAGAACUUUGGGCAAUCAGUCUUUAGGUUCUAGAACACAGAACUUUGGGCAAUCAGUCUUUGGGUUCUAGAACACAGAACCAUGGGCAAUCAGUCUGUUUUUAGGCUUUCCUUGUAGCCUGGUCCAAGAUCUGUUUGCGCUAUCUUACCAACUAGAACAGCCCCUGUCUAGUCAAGUCCAAUGGCUGUUCUCUGCACAGAGUUCUUAACACACAGAGGAGCAGGACAGACACACAUUGAUACAACAUUUAUAAAAAAUCUAUAGAUAUCGAUUGAUAGCCAGAACAUUGUCAAGAUGGCUGACAUAAGGAGUACUAUCUUUCUUUUCAUUGCUUUACCCCAUUAUGCCAUUCACAUACAAUAUCAUUUAUAAUUUGAAAACAAAUAUUUUGUGAAAAAUAGUAUAUACCUCAAUAACCUGAGAUCGACAGUAAUGUUCUUUGAUAUUUCCCUGACUAUUUCCUGUUGUAUUCAUAAAACCGUUGAGAUACAGUAAUGAAUAUGAUAUACAAAAAAAAAAAAUGUUUUCCUUUUUUGCAAAGUUGUUUGCAAUUCUCUGCAAUUCAAACUGUUUUUGUAAAAUGCUGAGGGAUGGUGCUGGAGAAAUGUAACCACUCUCAAUAUAAGCCAAAACAGCUAUAUAUGCAAGGACUGACCACCCAUGAUAUCAAAAGGAUAGUAUUAGCCAUGUUUUGAGGCUAUACAGUAAGAUAAGCUACAUUUUUGGGUUCUGAUGAGGGUACUACAGUUGAACUAAGCUCAUGAGCCAUUUACAAGUAAUAUUCGUAAAGGAUCAAUACAGUGGCUUCAGAAAGUACUCAGACCCUUUGAAUUUUUCCACAUUUUGUUACGUUACAGCCUUAUUCUAAAAUGAAUUAAAUAAAUAAAAUCCUCAUCAAUCUACACACAAUACUCUAUAAUGAA